AUGGACCAAAAAUCAAUCAGUCGGCUCUGUCACUUCGGUCUCUACAACGAACAUUACGCCAAUACGAAGGGACUUCAACCGUUUUCCCCUCACGAGGAAAGUGCUAGAUUCUCGCUGUACUGGGAUUGGAGCUUGGCUCAGUCACUUGCUGAACACUCUGACACUAUAGCUGCCAAGCUUGCAGAACAAAGUUCUCACAAAUUCUCGCAUAUUCCUUUCACAGAGUUUGUUCGACGGGCUCAUGGACUACCCUCACAAGCGAUUGAGGGUUUCCUUUGGGAAUACGAUUUUCUCGAGGUGAAAAUUUACAGCAAGUUUAUCCGAAACCUCCAGCAUCUCGGAAUUUUAGUUGAAGUGAAACAGAGUUUGAAGGAAAUAGAUGCAGAUCCUUUUUUGUUUGCUGCGAUCGAGAAGGCUUUGCAACGUGUUAUGCUCCAAAGAAAGCCACACGUGCCAUCAAUUGAUAGAAAGAUGGAAGGUGUGAAGCCGGAGCUAGACGAACGACUCCAGUGGAUCAUCGAGCCACUGCAGCGACUGCUCCAGACCCCCGACACCGCUCGAAAUAUAUUACAACGACUAAAGAUAUUGGAGAAUCGGUUUUACAAGCUCUACAGGUCCCCCGAAGCCACUUGGGGGGCAUUCGAUAUCAAUACAUCAUUCUUUGACCAGAUUGAAUGGAUUGAUGCUUUCGAACUUGCCAAAGCUUUGUCGAGAAAAGAUCACCAUUUCUUUUCGCAGUACGUUGUGGAUGCCCUAAAUGGAAAGAAUGAUCAUGCUCAGCGGAUACUCAACACACGAUGGAACGACCUCAGCAUUGCAGUUGAAGAGUGCAUAGUUGCCGAGGUUGACGUUUGUCCAAAAAUUGAUCAUUUGGCCCAGGAGCUCUAUCGUGUUCGCAACUAUUUUUCCCUAACAGCCAUCAUCCAGGGCAUCAAAGCAAGUGGCCUUCAGACAAAAGCCUUGGGAGACUUUGGCUACCUCGUCGAUUCUAAGAAUAAUUAUGAGAUGUAUCAGUGGCGAGCGAGAACCAGGCCCGGAAUGGACUUUCUCUUUCCUGCACUCAGGGCCAUGACCUGUGGAAAACCUGAGCUGGCAGCUAAGGUGAUUGAUCGGCAUGCAAUUUAUAAAGUUGAAAGCUGGCAACACCAUUGGUUCUUUUAUCCAUUUACUGCUAGCUUCGGACGUUGA
This is a messenger RNA of Penicillium brevicompactum, 1188 nucleotides long. RefSeq lists its product as uncharacterized. Bases 1 to 1188 code for a protein of 395 amino acids. The record is from RefSeq and is a predicted model, not a curated record. The transcript has 3 exons. Lineage: Eukaryota; Fungi; Ascomycota; Eurotiomycetes; Eurotiales; Aspergillaceae.